This is a messenger RNA of Naegleria lovaniensis, 372 nucleotides long. RefSeq lists its product as uncharacterized. Bases 1 to 372 code for a protein of 123 amino acids. The transcript is spliced from 2 exons. The record is from RefSeq and is a predicted model, not a curated record. NCBI's taxonomy places the organism in Eukaryota, Heterolobosea, Eutetramitea, Acrasida, Naegleriidae.
AUGAUGAUUCCGAACAACGACUUCAAGAUUAUCAACAAGAUCGAAAGAUGGCGCAAGAAAAGAUGCCAAAAUAUUAAAAAAGAGUUGACUGAUUUUUUAAAGGUGAAAUUUAAUACUGACAAGAAGCAAGAAAAACAAGCGGAGAGAAUCAAGUUGGCUCAAAAUUUGGGAAAUAUUAUGAUUAUUAUUGGGUUUAUUGUUGGACUGGUACUUUAUGUGGGAGAAAAUGAAAAGAAAAAACGAAGUGAUUAUAUUGUGGAAGAAUCUCAUAAUACAAAUGCUGCUGAAGAUAGUCUGACACAGGCUCAGGGUGGUAACAUUAAUGCUCAACAAUUUCUCUUUCAGCAAUCUCUAGUAAGGUCAACAAGGUGA